AUGCAGGAGGCCAAAUGGGGCUACAGACGUACGAUGGGCGCAAUGUUCGCCUACAGCAAGCAAGCAGAUCGCAUGCUGAUGUCGUACAAUUACCAGGUGCAGCAGUGCGCGCGCGCAGGCCACGCGAGGACGGUGCAGAGGAUGAGCCUUAUUCAGUGCAUCAGAUAUAUAGUGAAGAAUGAGGGUGCGCGGGCGCUGUUCAAAGGCUUAGGACCGAAUAUCGUUGGCGUGGCUCCAUCACGAGCGAUUUACUUCUGCACGUACUCCCAGGCUAAAGCGAUCCUCAAUCAGCACAUACCACCGGACACGCCUAUUGUGCACUUGUCAGCGGCAAGCGCAGCUGGAUUUGUCUCAUGUACUAUGACGAACCCGAUAUGGUUCGUGAAAACUCGGCUGCAACUCGACGGACAAAAUAUCACAGCGCUGGAGUGUAUUAAGAGGAUAUACGCAAAGCAUGGUAUCAAAGGUUUCUACAAAGGCAUAACUGCGUCAUACAUGGGCAUAAGUGAGACGGUCGUUCACUUUGUUCUCUACGAAGGUGUCAAAGCCCGAUUGAUGGCUGCCCGGAGCAAAGAUGGCGUUGUCAGCGACACUCGUUCGCCGAGAGAUUUCCUCGAGUUCAUGGCUGCUGGAGCCUUUUCCAAGACGAUCGCUUCUUGCAUCGCUUAUCCACACGAAGUGGCAAGAACGCGACUUCGCGAGGAAGGUGACAAGUACAGGAAAUUCUGGCAAACAUUGCACACUGUUUGGAUGGAAGAGGGAUAUCGUGGUGUUUAUAGGGGCCUUGGCACACAGCUGGUCCGUCAGAUACCGAACACAGCGAUAAUGAUGUCCACAUAUGAAGCAGUGGUAUAUCUUCUUACGACACACUUUAAUAGUUCCUUCUACGAAAAUACCUAG
Pieris macdunnoughi is the source of this 900-nucleotide messenger RNA. NCBI's taxonomy places the organism in Eukaryota, Metazoa, Arthropoda, Insecta, Lepidoptera, Pieridae. The record is from the annotation of a GenBank genome assembly.